AUGGUUCACAACCCUUCCAUCUACUCCAUCAACAGCUUCGACGCCCUCUCCCAUAUGUUUUCCACCCAUUUCGUCGGCAGCCGACCACAUCAAACCACCACGAUCUCCCUCCUAGGCAUCAGGCAGGAACAAGGUGAACCGCUCAGAGCAUUCAUCGAUCGCUUCAGCAAAGCAGCUCUUCGUACCCCGCACCUCAACCAGGAAAUGAUCCACCAAUGUAUGGCGCUCACCUUACAACCCGGCCCCUUCGCCAACAAUGUCUACCUCCACCCACUCGCCUCUAUGCACGAACUUAAGUUGUGUGCGGCCGACUACGUUCGCAUGGAGGAAAUGCAGACCCUCCACACCAAAUUCUGCAAUGACUUUGCCACUACAUCCGCCAACCCCACCCCACAACCCCCUCGCCCGGACACCCGCACACGCGAGCCUUGCCAACCCCGUUUUACUAGAUAUGCUCCCCUCACUGUAGCCCGAUCCCGCCUCCUUGAUGAGGCCCUACAAGCUGACCUCAUUCCACCACUACGUAAGACAACUACUCCCCCUAACGCAGAUAUGACCAAGUAUUGCCGCUACCACCCCAACCAUGGCCACACUACAGAAGACUGCAAAGCACUCUAG
Vigna unguiculata (cowpea) is the source of this 618-nucleotide messenger RNA. RefSeq lists its product as uncharacterized. The record is from RefSeq and is a predicted model, not a curated record. Lineage: Eukaryota; Viridiplantae; Streptophyta; Magnoliopsida; Fabales; Fabaceae.